CAAGAAGAAAAGUGAGGAAAAGCACAGCUUCAUCUGACAUCCAACAAAACAGUGUUUCGGGACAAAGAGACUGUGUGGGCAACAACCGUGAAGAUGGUUGGACUGAGGUUGACGACUGUGACUCUGGUUUUCCUCCUGUCUGUUGGAGGUUUGGCUGCUGUGGACCAGAACAAGCUUGCAGAACUUAUACAACGCAUCAAGGAGGAGUACCCAAUAAACAAUACUAUGUUCAGUCUGGCUGUAAGCAUCAAGAGCGAGGACCCAGCUAAUCUAGAGCUAAUCCUCAAGAAAAGCCCCCAAAAGUCUGUGCAAAAAGCGAUUUCAGAAGGUGAUGUGUACAAAGGGAAAAGACUUGCUGUAGCCACAGUUAAAAAACCUGAACACGCAGAGUGGCGAGUUUUGAAGGACUUGAAUCUUAAAGGUGAUAAAGGUGACUUGCUAGUCAUCUACUCUUAUGCUUCCUCUUGUCCCACAACUUGUACAAAAAAACGUAGUAAUUAUAAUAUCAUUGACAAGAUAAAAAAUGAAAUUAGUAAAAACAAGGAAAUAUGGAGUAACUAUGUCUUUGUUUUUGAAAAAGUAUUCAUGCCCAAAGACAGUGAGGGUAUUGACGAAGAGACUUUAAAAAAGGCUCUUAAAGAUCUUGCAACAUCUGGAAUCCCUCUUGCAAACAUAUUUCGCUGUUACAAACCAUUGAAGGAUGGUUUUCAGUGCAUCAGCUGCUCCACUCGUGGAGAAGUUACAAAGCAGUGUGUUGAUUACAAAGCAUAGUAAUUAAGCAAAAUAUGGGUAUUUACAGAACCAACUUUGAG
Micropterus dolomieu (smallmouth bass) is the source of this 812-nucleotide messenger RNA. RefSeq lists its product as uncharacterized. The transcript is spliced from 4 exons. Lineage: Eukaryota; Metazoa; Chordata; Actinopteri; Centrarchiformes; Centrarchidae. The coding region runs from base 94 to 771 and encodes 225 amino acids. The record is from RefSeq and is a predicted model, not a curated record.